Messenger RNA from Dicentrarchus labrax (European seabass), 7377 nucleotides. It is a transcript of the gene agap3, whose product is annotated as ArfGAP with GTPase domain, ankyrin repeat and PH domain 3. The record is from RefSeq and is a predicted model, not a curated record. Gene Ontology annotation, molecular function: protein binding; GTPase activity; GTPase activator activity. The coding region runs from base 474 to 4508 and encodes 1344 amino acids. The transcript has 18 exons. Gene Ontology annotation, cellular component: nucleus. NCBI's taxonomy places the organism in Eukaryota, Metazoa, Chordata, Actinopteri, Moronidae.
UAAGGGGUUUGUCUGCACCGCCAACAACAAGGAUUGCUCACAGAUCGUAACUUGCCAAAGAAGAAGGAUGAUUCAGUGUUUUUUUAAGUUGCAACUUUUGCAGCUAUUACAGAUAUGACUUUAUUGCAAAACAAGCAGUGGAUAACCUGAUUUUCUUUUGUUCAUCUGCCUGUGCAGGACAGGUAGAACAAAGUGUGGGGAAAAAGCAGCUACCAUCUAAAUGCCUGUGUGAGUCUGCUGAGUAAAGGAGCCAGAGGAUGCAGGUGGCAGCGAGGCUUUGCUCUAGCUUGUUUGAAGUUUUUUCCCAUGUCAAAGGUGAAGGAUUAUGCCUGGCAUAGGAAUUUAAUCUUCAAAUGAAGAACUUUAUGAGCUGAAUCUCAACAACUCCCGGGCAGAAUGUGAGCAUUGGCUUGUGCUGCAGGCUUGUAUUUUUUAUUAAGGAUGUGUGUGUGAAUCAGUGUUAGUAAAGUGCCAUGCUAUUCCUUAGCAGUGGGACUGUGGAUGCGACCCCAAAGAGUACAGCUAUUGGCCCACAGCAGCAGGGGAAAACGGUUUACCACAUCUCUGUAAUCCUGAAAGAAACACAGGGAGAUGCGCCGGUGUCAGGGCUGGGAAUGGGCCAGGUCACCCACACCCUGGUGGAAAAUUGCCAACCAGGAGGAGAGAUAAUUAGCGUAAUGCCAAUGGAGAACAGCCCCAGGCUGGGCAGGGCACGACAGGAGCUUGACAGGUGGCCCUCCCUGAGCUGCACAGGUAGAGCUGGGAGGAAAAGAGAGGAGGUAGUUGUGGAGGAGAAUGAGGAGGAGUUGGAGGAGGUGGAGGGAAAAAUGAGGACAGACAGGUUUUUGAAACAGCCCUCCAAGAACUCAGGUAACUCCUCACAGCAAGACAGAGACGUGGCAGAGCUAUCUGCUCAGACAGACACUCAGGAACAACACAUUCGGAGCUCAACAUUAUGCCCUGUCACAGACCAUGCUAAAGGGCUUGUCUUUGGGGAACAUGGCACUGUUGCAGGGCACAGCUCUCUGCCUCGGGCUGUGUUACGAAGGUCACGUCAGGAUGAAGCUCCGCUGGGUAGGAAAACGGUGAGUAUGUAUGGCGACUCAUUCAAGCAACAAAGAGAUUCUCAACCUGAACAAGAAAGACGGCUGCGGAGGCCCAGGAGUGUGUGCAUGGUGGCAGGCCCAGGUGCAGUCCUGUCGGACCCCCAGACCCAGCUCCCCUUCAAGGCAAGGGCAAGCAUUUUAGAAAACAACCAGCAGUUCAGGAGCAGGAAGGCUGAGUUGAGGGCUGUGGAUGGCCUCAAUCCUGCUGUGGCUCAGCGGCCUUCAGCCCCUGCAGAGGUGACCCCCAGGGUCCGCCAGAGGAGCUUGAAGCCCAGGCCUGUCAGUAUGACAGUACUGGAGCUAAGAAAGAGGGGCUCUGAUGAUGAGAUAGACAGCCAGAGGAACUGCAGCCACACAGGCAGCGAUGGAGGAGGCUUUCUCAAAGGGGGCUUCCGCUGGAGGCUUUUUGGGAAAACACCACAAGAUAAGAGCAAGGAGAAGGAAAGUGACAAAGAUGAAAAAUCUUCUCCCAAAUCCAGCAAAUCGGAUGCUCCAAAAAGUACACUGAGCUCCUUAAGACGGAGCCUUAGUCUGCGAAUCAGGAGGACUCGGCCCCGGGACAAAGUUACUACAGGGUCUGAAACGGAGUCAAGGGAGCGCACUCGAACUAAAAGUACAUCUGAGGAGACAAUAAUGCCUCAGCGGCCUUUCUCGUACCUCACAGGAAGAAUGCUUCCAGCUUCUAGUGAGCAGAUUGAGGAUGGGGGCAUGCAGUACAUUCAGUACCACAGCAAGGGGAAGGUCAAGGUAAUGGAGGUACCCCUUUGUCCAACAAAACUGUCUUCCAAACCAGUUCAGGAGGAGCCAAGCAUAUGGCAGCUCAUAGCCAACCGUUUCAGGAGGAAAGAGCAGCCAUACAGUGGCAAAUGUGAAUCCCAGCUGUCCCAGAGCAAAGACACUGGCCAAUAUCCCCUGGCCGGGGAUAAUAAGUCACAGCCAGUCGCCAUAGAGACUCUGGCAGGCAUUGACUCCCACAAAGGUCAAGACUCCUUCGUCAACAGCCAGGAAUGGACAUUGAGUCGGUCAGUGCCAGAGCUGAAAGUGGGCAUUGUUGGAAAUCUGUCCAGUGGGAAGUCUGCCUUGGUCCACCGGUACUUGACGGGCACAUAUGUGCAGGAGGAGUCUCCUGAAGGUGGACGGUUUAAGAAAGAAAUAGUGGUGGAUGGACAGAGCUACCUACUUCUGAUCAGAGAUGAGGGAGGGCCUCCAGAACUGCAGUUUGCUGCCUGGGUGGAUGCGGUGGUUUUCGUCUUUAGCCUGGAGGAUGAGAUCAGCUUCCAGACAGUCUACAAUUACUUCUUGCGCCUAUCCAGCUACAGGAACACAGCUGAGGUCCCCAUGGUCCUCGUUGGAACACAAGAUGCAAUCAGUGCUGCAAACCCCAGAGUGAUUGAUGACUCGCGGGCCAGAAAGUUGUCAAACGACCUGAAGCGCUGCACAUAUUAUGAGACCUGCUCCACCUAUGGCCUGAAUGUGGAGAGAGUCUUCCAGGACGUUGCCCAGAAGGUUGUGGCCAUGAGGAAAAAGCAGCAACUCUCUAUUGGUCCAUGCAAGUCUCUUCCCAACUCUCCCAGCCACUCAUCAGUCCCCACUGCAUCAAUCCCCUCUGUUCACAUUAACCAGGCGGCCAAUGGUGGGGGUGCAUUCAGCGACUACUCCUCCUCUGUUCCCUCCACCCCCAGCAUAAGUCAGCGGGAGAUGCGCAUUGAGACCAUUGCUGCCUCCAACACACCCACACCCAUCCGCAAGCAGUCAAAGCGCCGCUCCAACAUUUUCACAUCACGGAAAGCCAGUGAACAGGCAAAGAGCGUUGACAGUAAAACAGACAGCAUAGGCAGUGGAAGGGCCAUACCUAUCAAACAGGGAAUCCUUCUUAAGCGAAGUGGCAAAUCCCUCAACAAGGAGUGGAAAAAGAAAUAUGUCACACUGUGUGAUAAUGGCGUCCUUACUUACCACCCCAGUUUACAUGACUACAUGCAGAAUGUGCAUGGGAAAGAGAUAGACUUGCUGAGGACUACAGUCAAGAUUCCCGGGAAGCGACCCCCCAGAGCGGUGGCCACUGUGGCCCCGACUGCUAGUCCCAAAACCAACGGGUUGACCAAGGACCGCAGCACCUUGCAGCUGGGCAUAGGAAGCACAGGCGCUCCUCACUCCAACAGUAGCACAUCCCUUCAGACGGGCGGGUCGGUGUUUGGCGGCAGUAAAGACGGCAUGCACCAACGCUCCUUCUCCGUGUCCAGCGCCGACCAGUGGAAUGAAGCCAUCAACACCAGUACAAGCAGCGGAGCCCCCAAUGGAAUGAGUGAUCCCACGAGUUCCAGUGUGGGCAGCGCCACAAGUCCCAAACUUGAGCCACCUCCUUCGCCCCACGCCAACCGCAAGAAACACAGACGGAAAAAGAGUACGGGCAUCACAAAGCCCGAUGGCUUAUCUGCAGGCAACGAAGAGCAAGAGGAUUCCUUCGAGUUCAUCAUUGUGUCGCUGACCGGUCAGACGUGGAACUUCGAAGCAUCUACAUAUGAGGAGAGGGAACUGUGGGUCCAAGCAAUUGAGAGCCAGAUCUUUGCCAGCCUGCAGUCCUGCGAGAGCAUAAAGAACAAGUCUCGGUUAGGCAGCCAAAGUGAUGCAAUGGCCAUUCAGUCCAUACGAAACGUGAGGGGGAACAGCUUCUGUGUGGAUUGUGAUGCACCCAACCCAGACUGGGCCAGCCUGAACCUGGGCGCGUUGAUGUGCAUCGAGUGCUCCGGGAUCCACAGAAACUUGGGCACCCACCUGUCUCGUGUCCGCUCCCUGGACCUGGAUGAUUGGCCGGUGGAGCUCAGCAUGGUGAUGACGGCCAUCGGCAACGCAAUGGCCAACAGCGUGUGGGAGGGCGCUUUGGAGGGCUAUACCAAGCCAGGGAGCGACAGCACCAGGGAGGAAAAAGAGCGCUGGAUCCGAGCCAAGUAUGAGCAGAAGCUGUUCCUGGUGGGACUGCCCCAGUCGGACGUGCCCCUGGGGCAGCAGCUGCUUCGGGCGGUGGUGGAGGAUGACCUGAGGUUGGUGGUGGUGCUGCUGGCCCACGGCACCAAGGAGGAGGUUAACGAGACCUACGGGGACGGAGACGGACGCACUGCUCUGCACCUCUCUUGCGCAAUGGCCAAUGUGGUCAUCACUCAGCUGCUUAUCUGGUACGGUGUUGACGUGAAGAGUCGGGAUGCUCGUGGCCAGACCACGCUGUCCUACGCUCGGCGAGCUGGCAGCCAGGAGUGCGCGGACAUCUUACUUCAGCACGGUUGCCCCAACGAUACAAGCAGCCUGACAUCCGUGCCCACGCCCAACAUGAGCCGCCGCAACCCCAAUCCCAACAUCAACAACAACAAUGCCCAGUGUGAGCUCAACCGCAGUAUCAGCAUCAUGUAGGAGCCCGGAGAGCAGCCGCAGACAAACACACAAAACCCUGAACCCGUCCCUGUCUCUUCCCAGUACUUCCUCCUCUGUUUCACACUGUGUAACCCAGAAUCAGUACUAAUGGAGAGAUGUCAGGAGUGAUGGACUCAUUGUUGAUAUUCCACUACGUCAAAAGAAGUGGGCGUUUGGGGUUUGGACAUUGUACAUUGUUUGUUUUUAUAUUAUUAUUUUGUAUUUGUUUUGUUAAAUUCAUUCAAUCUUGGUCUGAAAUGAUCAUGAUCAGCUUUAAGCUUUUUGUUUUUUAAGCAUCAACCAAACAAAUGACUUACUUUGGCAUUCAUACCUACCCUACGAAAAGCAUUUCCUUAAUGCUUGAACAUUUCCUUUUAUGUCUUCCCCUUCUGCGACAUGAACUGAUUUUGUAAUGAGCGCGAAUGAGAAACUUCCUUCAAAUUUCCAAGCCUAAGCAUAAUAACAUAAAACUGUGAGGAAUAGUUGUACAAGUGACAAAACAAUAAUGUGGGAAAGAAACUAAAUCUUCCACGAUAUCAGUGGCUGUUACAACUUCAGUAAUGAUUUAUGUCUUCAACACGGCUAUCAAACUCUUGACAUAUUAUUCAUAUACAAAGGCAAAGCAAUUAUAGUUUAAGAGUCCAAAUGAUUUAGAUACUUAAUUCACAGGAAAAAGGGUUCGGAUAGUCAUAAAAGAGUUGAUUGCAGAAUUCCUUUUGGGUGAAAGUGAGUCAUUUCCUUUGCCACCCUUAUCGUGAUCCUCAAGUAAAAGUGUCCAUGACUAUAAAGGAAUUAAGGGGCUUAAUGUUUUAUGACCAUUGAGCCACAUGGCAUUGUGAGCUUGCCUCUUCAAUCAGAAUUCAUUCAAAUUCAAAGGAUUCAUUGAAACAGUGAAAUUGUACCAUUACGAUGUCUUUGUUGGAGUAAUUUUCCGAUUGACCAGAUUGUCUUGAUAAUUGUUUGACACAGAUUUACCCAGUUUCAAAUCAUACUAUGUACUGGUAUGUCCCUUCACCUCCUGUGGCCAAAGGCUGUAAAAUUGGUUAUCUUGAAACCAUUUCCUCUUUCGUUGCUGUGAAAUACAUAUAUGGUGCUGUGUGUGUGUGUGUGUCCAUACAUAACCGUAUGAUACGUGUGUGCUUACGUCUUCGUCUGUAACCGUGUGCAGCAGAGAGCGACUGGGCAUUUCUGUUCAUAAACAUUGGAGAAAGGACACUGGAGAGAAGAGACCUACAGUGAAGAUUUGGGGAUGUACCUGUGUUUUAAUGUACAGACCUCUGUAAAAAAGUAGUUCUUGUUCCUUCACCUUAUUCCUUAUAAGAACCGUCGGAACUAACUCUGACUUUUAGAGUAAAGAAAACCCCAACCUUUCCUUUUUCCUUAUGCUUCCUCCCUUAUCCUGAGAACCUGUCGGUCUAAAAGCAGGGAGUUAACAAAAUGCAGUGAAGUGAGAGGGACAUUUAGGGAUUAAAAUGAGCAAGGAGGCUCAUAUAGGGAAGCGUAAUUAGUUUGACUCUCUUUGCAUUAAUACAAAUGUACAGAAUUUCAUAGACACGAUAAGCCAAUUAAUUUAUAGUAAAUAGGACUUGGGUAAGAAAUGAAUUCAGGUGGAGUUGACACAAUGUCUACAGCGUAUUAUCCCUUUUACUCAACUGCCAAUUUUAAAGGUUUUAAAACCGUCUUGAUUUUAUGGGUUUACAAAGGCAGGAUGUAUGUUUACAGAGCAAGUUAUUAACUUGGUACCUUAUCUUUACAAGUCUGUUGUUGCUUUACAGUAUUCCUGUUUUCAGAGCCCACAGUGAAUGAAAAUGUUGUUAAAUGAGGAUGUUUGUUAAUGGAAAUAUGCUUAUUUGCUUUCUUGAUCAGAAGAUUGAUACCUCUGCAAAAAAUAUGAAGCUGGAGCCAAGAGGUGAUUAGCCUAGCCUAGCCUAGCCUAGCAAACAGUUACACCACGUAACUCCCUCUAAAAACACAAAUUGUAUUUUUUGGUUUUGUAUAAGAUAUAGCAUGUUCAUUUAUAAGCUCUAGAAGUCCUGGUAGGUGGAUUUUUAAACUUUGGAGAGUCCCACUGCUUCCAGUCUUUAUUCUAGCUAAGCUAAGCUAACGGCCUCCUGGCUCUAGCUCCAUAGUACAGGCAUGAGAGCGAAUAAGCAUAUUUCCCAAAGACGAUUUCUUCAAGACCUCCUAAAACAGGCCACAGAUUCAACCUGAUACCUUUUGAAUUUUCUUGUACUGUACCGUGGUACUGGCCUUAUUUCUGAUUUCUACUUGACCAACUUAUGUCAAUAAGUACAUUUCAGUGUCCGAGGGGAUUACUGAGUGGAGUUUAGUGUGUAUAGUGACUACAUGAACCCUUAUUUACAUAUUGUAGAUGCUGAAAGAACACUAGAAACCUGCCUGUUGUUCCCCUAAAACCCAACAUGAAGUGUACAUAUUAGCUUAAUGCUUUUAUCUGAACACAAGCUCCUCCUAGAGAAACAAACUAAACUGGUUUUAGGUCAACAGUCCCUUUGACCCAUGAACCAUAUUUUGAUAUGUUGUUUUUGUUUCUCUUUAGGCAUAUUUUUAAGGUACUUUUGUUUGGUCUCGACAUUAACCGACCAUCUUUGGUACUUGUGUAUAAUGAUGUACAUUUGACAUAUUUAUAAUGCAGUAUGUAAAUAUCUUUUUUUUUUUUUUUUUGGUUUGGUUUUGUUUUGUUUUUUGUUCAAGUUAAUUUUCCUAUUGUAAUUCCUUUACAUUCAGAACGUGAAACAAGGCAAAAGCUAAAGAGUAACAUGUUGUAUGCUUGGAUGCUUGGCUGACUGUUGACCUAUUAAUAAACACUCAAAUAAAACAAUGUAGCCUUCCCUGCAUUUAGGGAAAUCAA